This is a messenger RNA of Chara braunii, 3987 nucleotides long. The record is from the annotation of a GenBank genome assembly. Lineage: Eukaryota; Viridiplantae; Streptophyta; Charophyceae; Charales; Characeae.
GUCCUUCAGUUGUCAUCACCUUCGUUGAGUGCGCCGUACUGUCCGUUGCCUUCUCAAUGUCCUGCCUUCUCAAUGUCCUGUUGUGGUAUCUUGACAGCGGUGUGCAGAUCGUGUCUGUGAAGUGCUCACUUUGUGUCGUGCAUGUGUCGUUUUCUUAGUGUGAAGUGCAGGUUUCCCAGCACAUUAUUCGGAGUCUUUCUUGCCACCUUUGGAAGGUCGCCGUGAGAGACUGACGAGAGCCGAUGCAAGGUCCAGACACAGACUGACCAUAACUGAUGCAAGGUCCAAUCUUCUACUGCUAAUUCAUCAGGAAAAGGCACAGUAGUUGGUGUUUUUGCUUCUCGAAAAUGUCAUUUGCUGUAGCUCAUUCGGCAUUCCCGAUGCUGUCGACAAGCAUGGGACCAUCUGGGAACGGCAUGGCAAAUGGAGGCGCAGAAACAAGGGCAAGCGCACCCGUCCUCAGCAGCAAGACUCAGUCCCUGACCACACAAGACCCACGCAAGCCAGCUCUGGAUGCGGAUACAACGAAGACAGUCCCACAGAAACUGGUGGGACAUAAGAACUUUGUCAGGGAGAACCUGAAGUCGGACCGGUUCGUGGUGAAAGGGUUCCAUCAUUUGGAGUUUUACUGUGGUGAUGCUCUCAAUGUGAGUCAUAGGUUUGCGUGGGCGAUGGGCAUGCGUGAAACCGUGCUGUCGAACCUCACGACGGGUAAUCACCUUUACAGCAGUCGUGUGCUCCAAUCUGGCGACAUCACCUUUGUCUUCACAGCACCCUAUUCCAAGCAGUUAUGUGCCAAGGAGCUCUCCGCAGUGGAGCAGGGGCAAGAUGGUUUACCAGCUGUUCCGCAUCCUCAUUUCAAUCCAGAGAAUGCUCGUUCCUUCUUUGACAAGCAUGGAGUAGCUGUGGCUGCUGUUGGGCUUCUUGUUGGGGAUGCAGCAACCGCCUAUGAAGAGAGCACCAAACAUGGUGGCAUUGGCAUGCUCAAGCCCGUACGUCUUGUCGAUGCAACCACUGGUGGAGUGAUGGACAUAUCAGAGGUGGUGCUGUACGGAGAUGUUGUGCUUCGUUACGUGAGCACCCCGGAGUUGCCCUCUGAUGAUGAGAGCAUGGAUGACGAGCAGCCGCCGCGAGAAGGUCUCAAGCCCUUUCAAGGUCCCUUCCUUCCCAACUACCGACCUGUGGAGGCACCCAUUUGCACACUUGGGUUGACCAAUAUCGACCAUGUUGUCGGCAACGUACCCCAGCUCCUGCCUGCAGUCCAGUACAUUGCAAACAUGACAGGUUUCCACGAGUUCGCUGAGUUUGUUGCAGAGGACGUCGGAACCGUUGACAGCGGACUGAACAGCAUGGUGAUGGCAGACAACAGCGAGAAGGUGCUCAUGCCAGUCAAUGAGCCAACGUUUGGGACAAAGCGGCAGUCCCAGAUCCAAACGUACCUGGAACACAAUGAAGGGCCCGGGGUCCAGCAUAUUGCCCUUGCGUGUGAUGACAUCUUUCAUACUCUGAGGCAGAUGCGAGCGAGGAGCUCGAUGGGAGGAUUUGAGUUCAUGCCCAGAGCAUCAGAUGCGUACUAUAAGUGCCUGCCGGAGAAGUUCGGGGAGGACCUUACGCCGGAGCAGCUACAGCAAUGUAAAGAACUGGGCAUUCUAGUCGACAAGGACAAUCAGGGACUGCUGCUGCAGAUCUUCACAAAGCCAGUCGGCGACCGGCCAACAAUCUUCAUCGAGAUAAUUCAACGCGUCGGCUGCAUGGAGGUGGACAAGGACGGCAAAGUUGCGCAGAGAGGGGGUUGCGGAGGCUUUGGCAAGGGAAAUUUCUCAGAGCUAUUCAAGUCGAUUGAAGAGUUUGAGAAAACAUUCGUUAUGGUCUAUGAGUUUGUAGUGAUGCCUUUUGGUCUUUGUAAUGCGUCGGGUACAUUCCAGCACGCUAUGAAUCGGAUUUUCCAUGACCAUUUAGAUAAGUUUGUCGUAGUCUAUCUAGACGACAUUCUGAUUUUUAGUAAGUCUGUCGAGGAGCACGCACAGCAUGUUGAGACAGUACUCUCGCUCCUACGACAGCACAAGUAUAAGGUCAACUUAGAGAAGUGCGAGUUUGACCGCACUAAGAUACUAUACUUGGGUCAUGAAGUUUCCGCGGAAGGGAUUAGGCCGGAAGAUGCGAAGGUGGCUAGUAUUCGAGACUGGCCACGACCUCAGACAGUCACUGAGGUCAGAUCAUUCUUAGGAAUGUGCGGCUACUAUAGGAACUUUGUAAAGAACUAUUCUACUGUCGCCUCUCCUUUGACUGAUUUAACUCGACUUGACACACCGUUGGACUUGAGUGAUGAGUGCGAGGGUGCUUUCAAAAGAUUGAAGCAUGCACUCGUGAAUCAUGAAGUUCUCAUGGUUCCCGAUCCGCAGAAGCCUUUCAUAGUGACCACUGACGCAAGCCAAUACGGCAUUGGCGCAGUGCUGGCUCAGCAGGAUGGGAAAAAGUUGAGACCGAUUGAGUACACGAGUAAGAAAAUGCCUUCGAAGAAGAUGGCUAAGUCCACCUACGAAAGGGAACUCUAUGCUCUCUACAAGGCACUUGUCCAUUGGAGACACUUCCUUUUGGGAAGGUUCUUCUAUCCGAGGACUGAUCAUCAGACCCUCAAAUGGAUCAAGACUCAACCGGCUCUUUUUGAUGCAGUCAAGCGAUGGAUUGAGGUCAUAGACCAAUAUGACUUAAAGCUUGAGUACUUGAAGGGAGAGUACAAUAAGGUUGCAGACGCGCUAUCCGUCUGUCAGCGGGACAAGCCGCGAACUCAAGCACCGCUUGGGUUAUUGAAGUCGUUACCUAUUCCUGAUGGUCCAGGAUUGAGUUUUUCCAUGGAUUUCAUGGACACUCUUGUGACCAGCAAGAGUGGUAAGAGGCACAUCUUCGUCAUCAUUGACGGAUUCACCAAGUACGCUAGACUAAUACCAAUGCCAGAGACAGCCAGGACAGAAUACGUCAUCAAGUUGUUCAAGGACAACUGGGUAAGGGACUUUGGUUUACCAAAGACCAUCAUUAGUGACCGAGACGUUCGAUUUACAAGUAAGUUGUGGAAGAAGACUGCGGAACAGAUGGGCAGUCAACUUCGAAUGACUUCAGGGAAUCAUCCCGAAGCCAACGGACAAGCCAAACAGAUGAAUAGAGUUGUACAGCACUUGCUGAGGCAUUACAUCAAGCCCAGCCAGGAUGACUGGGAUGAGCAGUUACCUCGCAUUGCCAACCUGUACAACAAUGCUAUACAUAGCAGUACCGACGUUAGUCCUAACCAGCUGCACUUAGGAUGGAAGCCUAGAUCAGCAUUAGACUUCCUCCUACCUGAAAACCGACCUGCUGCAACUCCAGGCACACUUGAAUACGGUGUGCAAUAUGAGAAGUUGCUGCACGAGGCUGUUGAACAUAUGAAGAAGGCUCAGCAAGCCAUGAUUGCUUCUGAGACUCAACAUCGCAGGCAGUCCACAUUUCAGUUCUUUAUGAUCUCAAUGUUUGACAUGAUGGUUGCUGUGUUGGACAAUCUCCAGAACCACCCGUUUAGUCCCAAGUUCAAUUACAGCAAAGAGUCAUCAAGAAACCUGAGCUCUUCGGUGGGUUCUUGAAGGCGCCUUGUGACCAAAAAAAACAUGAGUUUAGAUCAAGCUUUAUCUGCUGAAUUGUCAAAAAAAUGUGAGUAUAUGACACACAGCUGUCUUCCCCAACAGUAUGGAAGAGUGAUGUGAAGCUGUGAACUGCAUAACCAGUCACAUAGCCCUCUGGGGUAAAUAAACCUACUUCGCUUCUGACGCUGGUUCAGAGGGCACCCAAAUGGAAAACGCCAUGCAAGCACUCCCUGGAAAGAGUCCCAAGGAAACAGUUUACGGACUCCCAAGCAUCCCAAGGAAAGAAUCGAAAGAGUCCCAAGGAAAUAAUCCCAGGAAUGCAGCAUUGGCAUAGCUCUCCCAGGAAAUGCGGUGGCAAUGAACACAAGGUCCUGAG